AUGGUGCGUGGCACCUUCCGCCUACACCGGUCCGUGGGAGUUGUGACCACCCCCGACGUGACGCACGGACCUGACUCCACGUACCAGUCGUACUUUGCACGCUGCCGGCAACACCACAACGCCAGCUCGUCAGUACGACCUCAGCCGGUCGAUGUUGCUGACGGGUCACCGUCUGAGCCUUCGGCCCUCCGAGCUGCUGUCGACAGUGGGGACGGGAGCAUCGGGGACGAAGGCGAAGGUGUCGGAGGUGGCUCUUUGCUACCUUCCACCUACACUUCCUUUCCCGGCCGUGACUACGGGACUGCUACCCCGACCUCGACAAGCCUGUCGUGUUCCAAAAUUGGCAGCACCGGUCGUGCUGCCCCCGACUCGUCCCACCCUGGCGACGGCCACCGCGAGGACGGCAUUCCGGUGUCGGACGGGACAACGUCUCCGGAUGACGCGGCUGUUCUGACCUCCACCUCUCGUGGCACUGACGACGUAGCAGGCGAGGAGCGGUGCUCGAGCGUGGCUGGCUCGGCCCGUACUGCCAAAAAGAGGCCGCUGUUCUCCUACACGGAGCUCAGUGCUAUGGCCAUAGCACAGUCACCAAACAGGAGGGCGAGGGUGUCAGAGAUCUACGCCUACAUCGUGAAGCGUUUCCCCUACUUCAAACGCAAGAAGAAGAUACGGCAGAAAGCAUUGAGCAACAACCUGUCUCGUAACAGGUGCUUCAUCAACGUGCCUCAGAAGGACAGCGCAGGGAAGGGCAACUACUGGAUGCUCGAUCCGAAAUACGAGGAAAAGUUGGAGAACGGUGAGUUCGGUCCCCGGGACAUGAAGCAGCUAUUGCACAGGGGCCUGGGAGUGUUGGCGCCUGGUCGCCGAGUGCACUCGGACCGUGGCCCCCGGCAGCGACACCACACCGGCUUGUCGGAAGACGCCCGGCUGCCAGAGACCGGCGGAGGUGCCGCCGUUACACUUCCCUCGGACCUGCCUUACACCAGGAACAGUAAUGCCGCCACAACCUCAACCGAUGUGUCGGCCUGUGAGGUUGGCGGCACUGGCCAGUCUGCCCCCAGCUCGUCGCACCCUAUCGCAGGCCAUUGCGCGAAUGACAUUCCAGCGACGGACACGACACAGACGGUCGUAGACGUCGGUACUCCGACCUCCGCAUCCGAUUUCACCGCCGACGGUAACGGUGCCGGCGGUGGUGGUGCCCGUGGGGCGGGCGAGGAGCGUCUCCUCGGUGACACUGACACCGCCCGUACUGCCGACGAUAGGCCGCCGUACUCCUACAAGGUGCUCAUUGCAAUGGCAAUAGCACAGUCACCGCACAGGAGAUCGACAGUGUCGGAGAUCUACGCCUACAUCUCGAACCGCUACCCCUACUUCAGACGCAAGAAGAUGAUCUGCCAGAACUCAAUACGCUGCAUCCUGUCGUCCUACAAGUGCUUCGUCAAAGUGCCGCCGGAAAGCGGAGACAGUAAUGGCGCAUACCGCAACUACUGGAUGCUCGAUCCACAACAUGGCGACAUGUUGGAGAACAGAAAAUGCCGCUCCCGGGGCGUGAAGCAGCCGUUCCACAGGGGCUCGGCAGCGUCGGUGUGUCUGCGCCACAGCCAGCUCCGACACCACAGCCACCGACCCCACCAGCCACAACACCACGCUGGCGUGUCGGAGCAGCCCCAGCUGCUGGAGACUGGAGGCAGCACCGUUCCACUCCCCACCUACCCGCACUACACCAGGUGUACUCAGAUUUCUGAUGAGAAUGACAGUGCUUCAUUUGAAGAAAGUAAUCUUCAGAAUGUGACCCACGAUGAAUUGGUGAUGCCGCAAGAGGUGUCGACACACUUCGGGAGUUACUGUGUUCCAGCACAAGGAAUUACAACACAAGAGGAUAAUUUCCUCUGCAGUACAGAUAAUGUGAGCAUGAUGGACCAUAACUUUUCUGUAUUCACCUGCAGUUCAUGCCCACAGAGUGUUUCAUCAAAAUACUGCCUCACUGAUCCACUUGCUGAUAAUCAACUUAUCAUUUGUGACCCACGGAGCAUUAAGAAAGAGGUUUUUGAAGAAUGUGUCCCAGAGUUCAGUGACUGUAAUGAAGAGGAUCCAGACGUAUAUUUAGGGGUGGAUUCAACUGAGAUUGAGGAGGCAGACACAAGAGGACACACUUCAGAUAUGACACGGUAA
This is a messenger RNA of Schistocerca piceifrons (Central American locust), 2172 nucleotides long. RefSeq lists its product as uncharacterized. Gene Ontology annotation, biological process: anatomical structure morphogenesis; regulation of transcription by RNA polymerase II; cell differentiation. NCBI's taxonomy places the organism in Eukaryota, Metazoa, Arthropoda, Insecta, Orthoptera, Acrididae. Bases 1 to 2172 code for a protein of 723 amino acids. The record is from RefSeq and is a predicted model, not a curated record. Gene Ontology annotation, molecular function: DNA-binding transcription factor activity, RNA polymerase II-specific; RNA polymerase II cis-regulatory region sequence-specific DNA binding. The transcript has 12 exons.